CUGCCGGUCCUUGAGCUGGAGAGACACUCAGGCAACGCUCGAGACUUCAGCAGCAAACUUUGUUUUUGCUCUGGUCCCUUCAGGUGAUGGAGUUCCUCACGGCGCGCACAUCUCCGCUCCCGCUCUGCUUCUUCACGUUUCUUGCCACCGUGCACGCCCGCGGCCUGCUGCUGCCGGGCUCGUGCAGCUUCGAGUCCGACACCUGCGGCUACGCGUCGGACGCAGACUUCUCCAGCUGGACCCUGCACCAAGACGGACACUUUGUUGCUGUGGAAGCAGCCGCCAGCGAUGACCUGGAGGGCAGCUCAGGUUCGGGUCUAGAACCGCAGAGAGAAGUUACAGGACUCCUGCUGAGUCCGUCUCUGGAGCUCGACGACUGGAGCUGCCUGAGGCUCGUCUAUCAGAUUGCGGAGUCCGGACGCCUGGAGGUCCUGAGGCGCACCGAAGGUCGGAGCUUCGACGAGCCGCUGUGGAGCAGCGAGGCGCCGUCCGACAGCUGGGUCAUCGCCAGCGUGGACCUGCAGAACAGCACCGAGCCUUACAGGAUCGUCGUCGAAGGGAGACCUGGGCUGAGCGCGGGGAGCAGCGUGGCCAUCUUUGAGAUCCACAUCAGCCCUGGAUACUGCCUGGCGUGUGACUUUGAGGACCCUCACCUGUGUGGAUACAGCAACCUGUGGAACGUCAACGUGAACUGGUACGUCGGAGGAGGGGGGGUCCAUCUGCUCCACAACCACAUGCCCACCGACCACACGUACCAGAACAAGACCGGUCACUUCAUGUACGUGGACUCCAGCUACACGAAGACCUUCACAGAGGUGGCCAAGCUCGUGUCCCCCAUGACGACGGCGCCCAUGUCCGGGUGCCUGAGCUUCCAGUACCAACGCAGCGAGGACAGAGGAAACCUGUUCUCCGUUUACACCCGGGACCGCCUGGGCCAGUACCAGGAGCUGUGGAGGGCGGGGUCAGAGAGCCAGGAGGACUGGAGCACCUCCCUUGGAGAAUGGAUACCUGUGCAGGUGGACCUGAAGGCGCCGUACUCCGUGCAGGUGGUCUUUGAGGUGGCCUUUAACAGUCCGAGAGGCGGCCAUGUUGCCCUGGACGACCUGGCGUUUUCUCCGGAGUUCUGCAGCGGAGACGCAGAGCCGACCUUUGACCCCUCCGUCGCCGACUGCGACUUCGAGUCCGGCCUCUGCCAGUACUCCCAGGACCGGACCGUCGGGUCGUCGUGGAGGAGAGUUUCCGUGAAGCCGAACCUUUUCAGGAACGGAGACCACACCACCGGCGCAGGAUCCUUCCUGCUGGCUCACUCGGGCCUGGACCCACGCUCCGGAUACGUUAACCGUGUGAUGAGUCCGGUUCUGCCCGGGAACACGAGGUUCUGCCUGAGGUUUUACUUCUCCCUGAGAGGUUUCAACCACACGGAGCAGGCCUUGGUGGUCUAUCUGCAGCAGCAGCAGGGCGGCCGGCAGGAGAAGAUCUGGACCCAGGCCGAGAGGUCCCGAGGAAUCUGGAUCGCAGCGGACGUCACCUUCCAGACGACUCAACCUGCCAAGGUGGUUUUCGUCAGCACCUGCAGGACUUUCUGGGACUGCGGCUCCGUGGCGCUGGACGACAUCAGCCUGAACCUUGGGGACUGCGAGCUGACAGCAGGUUUGUUGUCGUCGCCUCUCCCUGGACACUGUGACUUCGAGGUCGGGUUCUGCGGGUUCAGCCAGGACAAACAGGCCGACGUUGGCGACUGGCACCGGAGGAGGGGACCCACGCCGACCUCCUACACCGGGCCCAGGGGGGACCACACCACGGGUCUAGGGUACUUCCUGUACGUGGAGGCCUCGCCCAUGCUGCCGGGUCAGAACGCCCGGCUGCUGUCCCGACCCGUCAGGGGAACCAGGGGCCCCCAGUGCCUGCGGUUCUACUACCACAUGUACGGAUCGGGGACGGGGACGCUGAGGGUUCUGGCCGACAAGAACGGAGAGAGUGUGUUGCUGUGGCAACGGAGCGGCGAGCAGAGCGUGGCCUGGCUGCGGGCCCAGGUGGAGUACCGGAGCGACGCUCGGCACCAGAUCGUGUUUGAGGCGAUCCGUGGUCCUUCGGUGAGGAGCGACAUCGCCAUUGAUGACAUCACCUUGGAGGGCGGACCCUGUCCAGAGACGGAGGUCAGAGCCGCGGCGGGAAGCUCCAACGAGAUCGAAUAGACGGAGGGAGGGAGCAGACAAACCGCUGCGUAGGACGCAUGAACCCCCCCACUUCCACACCGUUAUUGUUUUUGCACACGACAGACAAGUCGACGUGUCACACAGAACAUGUGACGCACAUCAGCCGAGUCAGCAUUCCUCUGCGCCGCAGCACCAGAGGGCGUUAAACUCUUUACCUUCACAUUUAUAUGCAUUAGAUUAAUGCUCGUUGCUUAAAUAAACUGAAAACAUUC
Nematolebias whitei (Rio pearlfish) is the source of this 2428-nucleotide messenger RNA. RefSeq names its product MAM domain-containing protein 2. The transcript has 15 exons. Gene Ontology annotation, cellular component: membrane. The coding region runs from base 87 to 2195 and encodes 702 amino acids. The record is from RefSeq and is a predicted model, not a curated record. NCBI's taxonomy places the organism in Eukaryota, Metazoa, Chordata, Actinopteri, Cyprinodontiformes, Rivulidae.